Messenger RNA from Suillus fuscotomentosus, 856 nucleotides. RefSeq lists its product as uncharacterized. The transcript has 5 exons. Bases 83 to 856 code for a protein of 257 amino acids. The record is from RefSeq and is a predicted model, not a curated record. Lineage: Eukaryota; Fungi; Basidiomycota; Agaricomycetes; Boletales; Suillaceae.
AGUGCAUAUCACACAAAACAUAUCUGUGAUCUGCGUUGUGUCAGCGUCUCGUGUCAGCAAGACAUGCCUUCGUCGACACACCAUGCCCAAGACUCCACGCUACUUUACAGAGUCAGUCACAGUGACACCAAAAAAUAUACCUGCGACUGCGAGAGAUUAUGCAAGAGCUAGCUGCACCAAGUACUUCAUGGAACGUGUAGACGGCAUGCAGAGUUUGGAGGUCCCGAUACAAAGGGGACAUAUUCCUAGGUCCCUGGAUCGGGACCCACAACCUGUCCAGCAGGAUCAACAGGAUCAUUAUUCUGGUAUAGAGGAGAACUAUUUUGCAGGUUAUGACGCCUCUGGAGACGUUCACGACACAACGACAGCCAGUCUAGAUGACGAAGACACCGGGCUGACUCGGCUGAGCACAGAAACCGUCGCACGGCUCAAAUUCCCACUGAAGUUCACGCCUUCGCGUGAGGGGAUUACCACUGCCGCCGUCAAGCUCUACCUUCCACAUUCAGCUUCAGACAAGGACGCGCAAGAUAAUCAUCGAGCUUCACGGUUGGACGCCGGCAUGCAAUGCUAUGUCUCGCAAUGUUGUCGACAUUUUUCAAAUGGCUGGAUACAAGGUAUACAAUCACGCAUAUCGUUCAAACCAGUGCAGAGCCAUGUACUUCAUCGCCUUACAUCACGAUGGUUGACGCUAUAUGAUUCCAAUGUGAUCUCAAUACCGUCGAAAGACAACAGGGAGCUCACUAAGGACCGAGAAGGAGUUAGCCUGAACGACAUCACCCAUCAGAGUAGGCACCAGCAGUGCAGGAAGAGUCGGAGGAGGGCUGAGUCAAACGGUGGUGCACAUUGCGAUUCUUAA